AUGUCCCGACGAGGUCGCGUGACGGUCGACCUCAGCAACGACGACAGCCCACCGCCGCUUGAAUCCCAGAGAAUACGACAUGUCCAGCAUGUACCAGAUUCGCGGUUUAUUACGCCUGAUAGUGACGAUGAGAUCGAAGUCCUGUGGGAAAUGCGCAAGCAAAGGCCCGACGAGGACGCAUCCAACAUUCUGAGGUCUAAUGCUGGUCACCACCUUUCGACAAUCCGGCCCACCGCCCAAAAACCGCAUCCUAUGUUACCAUCGAAUGAUCACAAGCAGGCUGCCCAACCACUGCCCACACAACCAAAAGUCACUCGAGCAUCGAAGCAGCCAGCACCUACACGACCAGAAAUCAUUCGGCCACAUGCAACAGUCUUUAGCGCACAUCGGCCACCGCUACCUUCCAUUCCAACGCAAGCACGUUACAACAGUCCUGUCUCAAUUGCGAAUCCCGCGACGAAUGCCUUUCUGGCUGCCAUCUCUAAGUCUGGUGGAUCCACACCUUCGACAGCGCCAACGAGACCGACUCUUCCACCUGGCGCAAAACAAUUACCUUUGCCAACACCAACACCACCUACCCAGGUUAUUCGACAUCCGAUGGGGCCCGCUGCCUCGCACCCUACGCAGUUCAAAGAGCCCGUGAAACAGUCACAACCCUUGUCUACAUCAGCACCGAGAUUCAUCGCACGACUCGACGCACCACCGUUGAACAUGCCUUCCAGAGCUUUGUUCCAGAAUACUUCGAACGAAAUCUCAUCACAAUCAAGAGAUGUGCCGUCACGCAUCGUGCCUUCCUCAGAAAUUCCUGCCAUGCAGUCAUCUUCAUCCGUGAACACCUCACUCAAAACAGCAGUGCCACAGCCACGCAAAGAGCCGAUGGCUGCACGCUCAAGUCCACAGAUGCCGCCAUCUUCGACUGAUCGGGUGCUAUCGCCUGCAAAACAACCUCUACCUGUUGACGAGCUCGUGACUGCUGCUGACUGUUCAAAAUCCCUUGAAAGUGCUCCUCCGAGCCACAACUCACCAAGGCUCGAAAAGAGAAAAGUUGCAGAGGAUUCAGAUGAUGAAGAGCCAGUGAAGCGUCUUCGACGCACUCGUUCCUCUUCAUCUGUAGAGAUCAACACACGGCCAGCAGCAUACACCUUCCCAGCAGACAUCUCGAAAAUACCACCGUUCAGCAACAACUACGGACAGCCUUUCACCCCAGAGGAAGAUGCUCUGAUUGUGCAUCUGAAAGAAGUCGCCAGAAUUUCUUGGAAAGAAUUUGAGCCUUUCUUUCCUGGAAGAAAGUGGCAUUCUAUGCAAACGAGGUACUCCAGGGUGUUGAAGGAUGCUAAUACACCAGUCACUACAGCUCAUCCACCGACAAGAACCAACAGGACAGAAAUGCUCCAUCCAACGAGAAAGCUUCGGCGUAAUCAUGCUCAAACGGAAUCAGUGGACUCUGUAGCAGAUCAAGAAAAUAGCGCCGAACCUACAGAACCUGCAGAUCACUCGGCUUGCCGCAGACGAAGUGUACGACCUCUGAGCUCUCUCGUUCGACAUCGAGAACUUGGCUCUGCUGGCGGUCGAGAAUGGCCGAGGAAGUUCCAAGCAGGCGUCCGAGAUUUCGUAUACGGCAGCAUGGGAGCCCAAGCCUACAUGGAUAACGCCUCCGGUGAUGUUUCAACCAUCGCAUGGUCGCCAGAUGGCAAGUCUUUUGCCGCAGGUGCCGUAGCUGUUACGGAUGCGCAAUCUAUCGAUUACAAUAAGCCUCGUAACCUCGUUGUGGGGAGUCUUGCAUCCCAAAAUGUAAAAGAGCUGCCGGACCAUACAAUACAGCACACGCUGCCAGAUGGACGCCGGAAAGAACUCUUCUCCACAGUACAGAUGGUCGCUUUCAGUCCAGACAGUAGAUAUAUGUACUCUGCUGGCAUCGACCGACAUCUACACAAGUAUAGAGUCGAUGGUUCAAAGACUACACUAGUUCACAGGAUCGAGCAUCCAGCAUCUGUAGACUUCCUUUCGGUAAGCAAUAGUGGAUUGAUCGCUACUGGCUGUGCUUCUGCUGGCCCUCGUUCGAUUCAAGUUUUUUCGCAUAACAACGACGCAUUGUCGGAGCCUAUCUGCUUCUCGGGAACCAUGCAGGCUAAGAAGACUCCGUCCGCCCUCAAGUGGGGUUCGGCGCAUGUUCACCAGAAUUACCUACUUGCAGGAUUCUCGAGGGAAGCCGAAAUCUUCUACAUCGAAGAUGACCACAGGGACAAGGAGGGAGAGGUUGCUCUAUGGGACAUCAAUACCAAGCAGCGCAUUGAAACGGAUGCGCCAAAUAGGAAUGUUUUCGAUCUUGCCUGGAACCCAAAUCCAGGAGGUAACUCAUCCAUCUUCGCAGUGGCAAGCAGACCAGUGAGCCACGUUGGCCAUGGCAUCCAUUCGAUUGUCCGCCUUUACUCUCCGCAGCAGACUCGUGCUCACCAUACCAUGGAGCUUGACUGCCCGGCGUGGGACAUCAACGACGUUGUUUAUUCUCCACACGACAACAACCUCAUUGCUGUGGGUAGCACAGAGGGCAGAGUCUACAUCUGGGAUGUCCGCUUUGCAAAACACGGUCAAUCGCCUCUGAACACGCUUAAGCACGGAGAGUCGUUAGCCGUCAUGCCCCACGAAAAGAAGAGGUGGGAAGUCGAUACAGGCAUUCGUUUCUUGUCUUGGGGCUCUGAACGAGACCGCCUGUACACUGGUUCGUCUGACGGAGUAGUGGCUUGCUGGGAUCCAUACCGCACCGCUUCGGACAAGCGUGUGCGCGACGUGGUGCAGCUCAACUCGGCUGUCAUGUCAGGCGCAUUCAGCCCAGACUUUGCUCAUCUGUUGGUAGGAGAAGAUGCAGCCAGAUUGAAUCUGCUCUCUGUUGGUAACGAUGGAGCCAAGUUUGACAGGAGAACUACAGCAAAGUUCAGCGUUGAGAAGGCGCCCAUGGAAGAAGAACCUGCACCAAUACUAUGGGACUGUCAAAAGAUGCUGGACACUCAAGCACUGGAGAUCAAACCAGCAGGAACGAUGCCAUUUCAGCAAGUAGUCCAGGGUCCAAACUACAAGGGACCUCAUUGCGCAGACGACAAGGCAGUCGAAUGCAGGGAGAAAGCUCAGAAAUUUCAGGACAAAGUACUCAGGUCCUAUCGACGACGCAACAAGCAGACCCGUAAAUUGGGCAUCCAGGCAGAUCCAUGUAGUCUGGAUUGUGGAUUUAUUCCUCCUUCAGAUGAAUAUUAUCCACCAGAGAAGUGGCUAUCACGGCGCAUUCCAGGCAGAAAUGAGCGAGCUGAUAUCGAAUGCUUCCGCUGUGGAAGAUUGGCGACGGUCAGUCCAAGAGCUGACACAAUUGAGUGUGGCCAUUGUGGCACUGCAUGGAAGACGGGAGCAUUGGGAUACGAGGUAGUCAAGCGCUUCAAAGCAGAGAAAGCAAGAAGCAAGGUUGAAGAAGGACCAGAGAGCAGCCCUAUCGACCUGUGUGAUUCUGAAGAUGAGUGGGAACGAUUCAUCCGCGAAACAUCGACCGAGUCUAGCGACCUCGAUGGCGGCUACUAA
This is a messenger RNA of Aureobasidium melanogenum CBS 110374, 3564 nucleotides long. RefSeq names its product WD40 repeat-like protein. Gene Ontology annotation, cellular component: TORC2 complex; TORC1 complex. Bases 1 to 3564 code for a protein of 1187 amino acids. Lineage: Eukaryota; Fungi; Ascomycota; Dothideomycetes; Dothideales; Saccotheciaceae. The record is from RefSeq and is a predicted model, not a curated record. The transcript is spliced from 6 exons. Gene Ontology annotation, biological process: regulation of actin cytoskeleton organization; TOR signaling. Gene Ontology annotation, molecular function: protein binding.